Molecule: messenger RNA, 1830 nt
Organism: Solanum tuberosum (potato)
Lineage: Eukaryota; Viridiplantae; Streptophyta; Magnoliopsida; Solanales; Solanaceae
Exons: 1
Coding region: 1-1830 (609 amino acids)
Biological process (GO): DNA transposition
Molecular function (GO): transposase activity; zinc ion binding; DNA binding
Source: RefSeq, a predicted model, not a curated record
AUGCAAAGGAAUACGUCUUUCCAGAUUAGGAAGUACAUUCAUACACAUAAUUGCAAGCAGUGGCAUUAUGAUAAUAGAAAAAUAACAUCAUCAUUCAUUGCAAGAAAAUACCUCACAGAAAUUAAAUCAAACAGGAAUUGGAGCUUAGUUGAUUUUAGAGAUAGAGUAAGUGUAGAUCUACGAGCUCAUGUAACUUUAUCUCAAGCCAAAAGAGCUAAGAUGUUCGCUAUUGCAUUGAUUGAUGGUGAUAUCAAGGAUCAAUACAAAAUGAUGUGGGAUUAUUGUAUUGAAAUUGAUAGGACAAAUCCAGGUAGUACAAUUCAUAUGAAGUUCACUGAGAAUGAGAUACCGAACAAGCCAUACAGAUUUCAAAGGAUAUACAUCUGUUUUGCUGCUUGUAAGCUAGAUUUCAAGGUAGGAUGCAGAAAAAUAAUAGGCGUGGAUGGUUGUUGGUUGAAGGGUCCAAUGUAUGGGACUCAACUGUUAACUGCUGUUGGAAUUGAUGGUAAUAAUAAUAUAUUUCCCAUUGCCUAUGCAAUUGUUGAGAAAGAAAGUAAAGAGUCGUGGGCUUGGUUUUUGAACUAUUUGACAGCUGAUUUAGAUGUAGAUGAGACUGGUUGGACCUUUAUGUCCGACAAACAAAAAGGUUUUAUUGAAGCUUUUAAUGAGGUUUUGCCAUAUGUCAGUCAUAGAUUUUGUGCGAGACAUCUUCAUAACAAUUUUAAGAGAGCUGGUUUUGGUGGGUUCACAUUAAAAAAAGCAUUUUGGGCAGCUGCAAAGGCUACCACUGUAAAAGAAUUUGAUGCUUGCAUGGUACGUAUAAGAGAGUUAGAUUCAAAUGUUGCCGAUUGGCUCAAUGACAAAGAACCUAGCCAAUGGUCAAGGUCUCAUUUCUCUUCAGAUGCCAAGUGUGAUAUUUUAUUAAAUAACAUUUGUGAAGUGUUUAAUAGCAUGAUCCUUGAUGCUAGAGACAAGCCUAUUGUGACACUUUUGGAGAAAUUGCGAUAUCUUCUCAUGGCUAGAAUGUUAGCUAAUAGGGAGAAAGCGCAUAAAUGGAGUUCGAAUGAUGUUUGUCCAAAGAUUAAGGAUAUUUUGCACAAAAAUCAGACUGCAGCGGGUGAGUAUAUUCCUAGAAAAUCUAAUCAAUGGAAUUAUGAGAUUAUAGGAGCUACUAUUCAUGAUAGUUGGGCUAUUGAUUUGGAGAAUAGAAUAUGUAGUUGUAGAAAAUGGAGUAUCAUGGGAAUUCCUUGCAAUCAUGCUAUUGCAGCAAUUCGGGUGAAGAAGGAUAUCAUUCUUGACUAUGUGGAUGAUUGUUACAAAGUCGAAACAUAUAGAAGAAUCUAUGAGCAUGCAAUUUUUCCGAUAAAUGGGCCACAAAUGUGGGCUAAAUCAACUAAAAUUCCUCCACUGCCUCCAACAAUCGUAGGAAAUAAAAAGAGAGGAAGAAAACAAAAGGCGAGAAGAAAGGAAGCCGAUGAAGUUGGAGCAAGUCGAACAAAGAUGAAAAGAAAGCAACAAUCUCUAGACUGCAGUACAUGCAACAAGCCUGGUCAUAACAAAAAAACUUGCAAAUAUAAUGUUGUGUCACAAGAGACUACUUCAGUUAGUCAAAAACUACCUGUACUACUAUAUCUUAACUAUAUCAUAAUUGGUUUCUUAUUGGAUAAUCUUAAACUAACAGAAUUUAUGAUUCAGGUUAGAAGAGGACAUGAAGAAGCGGGACAAGAAAAAACUAGACAAGAAGGAGCUGGACAAGAAAAAACAGUUGGACGAGAAGAAGUAGUUGAUAUAGAUUCUGGUUGGAUAUACUCUCAACAAACACAAAGUUAA